AUGGAUCAUUCGACGGAUGAAGCUCCCCCGGAGGUGCAUCACUAUGAGUGUAUAAGCGAAGUGCCGUGGGAUAUCCAAAAUUACUGGGCCCAACGCUAUAAGAUCUUCUCAAAGUAUGACGAAGGGAUCUGGUUAACCGACGAUGCGUGGUUCGGUGUGACACCCGAGCCUGUGGCCAAUAAGAUCGCAGAGGACAUUGCCAAGUCGGUACCCGCAGGACGGAGUAUCCUUGUCGACGCCUUUGCUGGUGCCGGUGGAAAUACUAUUGCAUUCGCGCGGACAGGAAAGUGGAAACGGGUCUAUGCCAUCGAGAAGAAUCCGGCUGUCCUGCAGUGCGCCAAACACAAUGCUAAAGUGUACGGCGUGGCGGACAAGAUCACAUGGUUUCAGGGUGAUUGCUUCGAGAUUCUGAAGAAUCAGCUCAAGGAACUGGCUCCCUACAGCAUCGUGUUCGCGAGUCCCCCGUGGGGUGGACCCGGGUAUCGCUCCGACAAAGUAUUUAACAUGAGCACCAUGGAGCCAUACUCUUUGCAAACACUGUACAACGAAUACUCCCUGUUCACGGAGCACAUGGUUCUCUACCUUCCCCGAACGUCGGACGUGAGGCAGCUGGCGAAGCUGGUCAAGGAUGGCCACAAAGCACCCGUGGUACAUUAUUGCAUGGAAGGCGCAAGUAAAGCACUCUGUAUAUAUUAUGGUGGAUUUAAUAUCCAAUGA
Molecule: messenger RNA, 717 nt
Organism: Aspergillus clavatus NRRL 1
Lineage: Eukaryota; Fungi; Ascomycota; Eurotiomycetes; Eurotiales; Aspergillaceae
Product: RNA methyltransferase
Exons: 4
Coding region: 1-717 (238 amino acids)
Biological process (GO): 7-methylguanosine cap hypermethylation; 7-methylguanosine RNA capping
Cellular component (GO): nucleus
Molecular function (GO): RNA cap trimethylguanosine synthase activity
Source: RefSeq, a predicted model, not a curated record